Oncorhynchus gorbuscha (pink salmon) is the source of this 3615-nucleotide messenger RNA. Its product is annotated as oocyte zinc finger protein XlCOF6-like. The transcript is spliced from 3 exons. The record is from RefSeq and is a predicted model, not a curated record. Gene Ontology annotation, biological process: regulation of transcription by RNA polymerase II. The coding region runs from base 297 to 2615 and encodes 772 amino acids. Gene Ontology annotation, molecular function: DNA-binding transcription factor activity; RNA polymerase II cis-regulatory region sequence-specific DNA binding. NCBI's taxonomy places the organism in Eukaryota, Metazoa, Chordata, Actinopteri, Salmoniformes, Salmonidae.
AGGUGAACAAAGAUCUGUAUGUAAUGAUGAGAUGCUCAUGUCACUCAAUCCUGACAAUAAAAAUCAUUGUCCCAAAAGUAGGAAUGCAGGCGACAAGAUUAGGUCCGAAAUAAAUCCAUUGAAAUGUAUCGGGAUUAUUUUGGACAGAUUUUUGGCGAGUGUAACCUCUCGCUUCGCCUCAUCCUCUCUGAGGUUACUUUGUUUUGAUUUUGAACGUUAUUGUUGUGGAGUAAAGAAAGACCUAGUUAGCUACUGACUGAACUAAAUAGGCUACCCAACUCCCAGUCGUCUGAAAUAUGUCUAAACUACAGUUUUCUCGUGUGUUUUUAAAUGAGCGCUUAACUACGGCUGCUGUGGAGAUUUUCGGUGCAGUUGAGAAAACGGUAGUGGAGUACCAGGAGGAGAAUGAUCGGCUACGGAGACUGCUGCGGAUCACACCGGAGAUACAACUAUGUAGAAUAGACUCCCUGCAGCUCUCUGUCUCUGAAGAGGAGGUUCCCCCUGAGCAGCAGCACUGUGAGCAGGAGUGGAGCCCCAGUCUGGGACAGAAGAACCCAGAGACCAAACAGAUUAAAGAGGAACAGGAGGAAGUCAGGACCAGUCAGGAGGAAGAGCAGCUUCAAGGGCUCGUUGAUACUAAAGCCUCCAUAUCCACUACUUCCUGUGUGAAAAGUGAAUGUGAUCUGGAGGACCCAUGUCAAGAAGCCGUAGUCGCCGAACACCCAACUCUCAAUCCACUGAAAACGUCUAAACUACAGUUGUUUCGUGUGUUUUUAAAUGAAUGUUUAACGGCAUCUGCUGCUGAGGAGAUUUUUGGUGCGAUUGAGAAAACUGUAGCAGAGUACCAGGAGGAGAAUGAUCUGCUACGGAGACUGCUGCGGAUCACACCGGAGAUAAAACUAUGUAGAACAGACUCCCUGCAGCUCUCUGUCUCUGAAGAGGAGGUUCCCCCUGAGCAGCAGCACUGUGAGCAGGAGUGGAGCCGCAGUCUGGGACAGAAGAACCCAGAGACCAAACAGAUUAAAGAGGAACAGGAGGACGUCAGGACCAGUCAGGAGGAAGAGCAGCUUCAAGGGGCGGAGCCUGAUAUCAUAGGGUUCAUUUUCUCUCCUUCCUGUGUGAAAGGUGAAUGUGAUCAGGAGGACCAAACCCAGACUGUGGAGAACAGAGAGAGAGACUCUAAACCAGUGGAUCUCAAACCUUUUCUCACUGUGACCCACAUUAAGGGUCUCAACAUUCCCUGUGACCCUCCAGAUAAUCAAAACAAUGCCUCCAGCCACAGUUCAGCUGUAAAUAGCGACCCAGUAGGACUUGACAGCAGCCCACCAUUGGCUCCCAGUCCACCAUUGGAUCCCAGUCCACCACUGGAUCCCAGCCCACCAUUGGAGAAACACUGUUCCAAACCCAGCACCACGUCUAGAAAAACUUACCACUGCCGUGACUGUGGUGAAACUUUUGCUCUGAAAGCUGACCUGCAGAGGCAUAUGACUCUCACCAAGAAGAGACUCAGUGAAUGCAGCUUCGGCAAUAAACACUACAACUCCACCUGUAAACUGAAGGCCAAUGUCCAACUCUGUCACAGUGGGAAACCCUGCACCUGUCCAGUUUGUGGCAAGACCUUCAAAUACAAAGGAGGUCUCCCCAGGCACAUGAGGAUUCACAAAGGAGAGAAACCCUUUAUCUGUGGUGACUGUGGGAAAAGCUUCAAUCAGAAGGGGAACCUAACUGAACAUGUAUUGAUUCACACAGGAGAGAAACCUUUUAGCUGUGGUGACUGCGGGAAAAGCUUUGGGCUCAAGCGGUACCUAACCAUGCAUAAACUGACUCACACAGGAGAGAAACCAUUUAGCUGUGGAGACUGCGGGAAAAGCUUUAAUCGCAAGGCUGUCUUAACUAUGCAUAUACGUACUCACACAGGAGAGAAACCAUUUAUCUGUGGUGACUGUGGGAAAAGCUUCCGGCAUAAGGGCUGCCUUAAGAUACAUGUACUGACUCACACAGCAGAGAAACGAUUUAGCUGUGAAGACUGUGGGAAAAGCUUCAAUAAGAGGGGGAACCUAAAAGUGCAUAUACGGACUCACACAGGAGAGAAAUCUUUUAGCUGUGGAGACUGUGGGAAAAGCUUCAAUACUAGGGGGAACCUAACCAGACAUGCACGGACUCACACCAGAGAUAAUUCCUUUCGCUGUGGUGACUGUGGGGAAAGCUUCAAUGAGAAGGGGCACCUAAAUGAACAUAUACGAACUCACACAGGAGAGAAACGAUUUGUCUGUGGUGACUGUGGGAAAAGCUUUAAGCAUAAGGGGUGCCUUAAAAUACAUAUAUUGUCUCACACAGGAGAGAAACCAUAUAGGUGUGGUGACUGUGGCGAAAGCUUCAAUGAGAAGGGGCACCUAAAUGAACAUAUACAGACUCACACAGGAGAGAAACCUUAUAGCUGUGGUGACUGUGGGGAAAGCUUCAAUCAGAAGGUGGACCUAAAGAGGAAUAUACGGAUUCACACAGGAGAGAAACCACAUGGCUGCUCCGUCUGUGGUAAAAGAUUCACUCAGAAGUCUCAUCUGCUGAGGCAUGUGGAUAAAAUCCACAAAGGAAGAAAACAGGACAGAAACUGAAAGAGGAAAGAACAUUCGGACAAAGAGAUUGUCUGUUAGGAAGCAACAGCGAUAUGGCCCUCAUCAAAUAUGCAGGUCAAGUCCAUCUCCAGCUACUCCCAGUUCAUUGACUGCCUCUUGACGUGGUUUGACAAUAGCUUCCUUGACCUUAACGUCAGUCACAAAGACCAAAAAACUGUGCCUUGGAGGAAAUCAAUUUGGGGAAAAUGAAAGCCCUUCUCUUGAGCCUGUCAACAUGUAAGGACGUGGAGCAAGUCACACAUUUUAAAUACUUGGGGACAAUUUUCGAACACAAACUUGGCUUCUAGUAAUACACUGACCUCAUCUACAAAAAGGCAAGGCCGUUUCUUUCCCUACUUAAGACAGUAUGACAUUUUAAUGCAAGCAAACUCACACUGAUCGUGGUACACAAAUACCAGAUUGAGUGUUCUCAAUUACAAUUCUGGUACCUCUCAGUGAUGUUUAAUUGUUUUUAUUAUAUGUACUUUUCUGCUCUUUUGUACACCAGUAUCUCUACUUGCACAUCAUCAUCUGCUCAUUUAUCACUCCAGUGUUAAUCUGCUCAAUUGUAACUUCUCUACUAUGGCCUAUUUAUUGCCUACCUCCUCAUGCCUUUUGCACACACUGUAUAUAGACGUUAUUUUUUCUACUGUGUCAUUGACUUGACUUUUUUCAAACAAUCAUCUUUAUUUAAUAUCGAUUAAUUAUUGCAAUAAUGAAGCUGGUCGACCCCACACUCUGGAGUGUGUUGCCGAGAGCUUAACUUAAAUAUUUAUUGUGUUUCCUUCCUUCUGACAUGUAAAUGUUUGAUGUGUUUCUUUCUGACAUGUAAAUAUUUCAUGUGUUUCAUUCUGACAUUUCAUUCUGACAUGUAAAUGUUUGUGUUUCAUUCUGACAUGUAAAUAUUGAAUGUGUUUCAUUCUGACAUGUACAGUGGGGAGAACAAGUAUUUGAUACACUGCCGAUUUUGCAGCAGGUUUUCCUACUUACAAAGCAUGUA